UUUUGUGAUUCUGAUAAUGUUGCUAGGAACAGAGCAGAAAAUAAAUGCUCUUCCUUGGUGAGUCAGAGUCCUCUAAUCCUCCACAGCUGUUGGUGCAAAAUGCAAAUGGUCGACAGCCCAAUUCCUGAUUUUGAUCCUCGUGGCCUGGGCGUAUGCGUUAUUGCCCAUCGCUUUCCCAUCCUUCCCUUCCCUUCCAUAAAUGUCACCACUGGCAUACGACAAUUCUAAAUUCGAAUUUUCAAUUGUGCAAAUCCAGCCAAGCUUCUCGAAUCUCGAUAGCACAUGACUUGUAAUCCACUCAUAGAGUCCUGCUCUUCCUGCACUCUGUUUCUCUAUAAAUUCCUCACGGUCCUCUCUUCCUCUGCAACUGACAGUUAAUCCCACAACCAUGGAUUUCUUCUUCCUUUGCUCCUUCUUGCUUCUCGCGAUCUCCCCUGCAACUGCCUGCGACAGAUGCAUACACCAAAGCAACGCUGCGUUUUACACCAGCUCUGCUCCUCUCAACUAUGGGGCUUGUGGGUAUGGUUCCCUAGCUUCAAACCUCAGUGGAGGACUCCUCGCAGGUAGUGGCCCUUCCCUCUUCGACAAUGGAGCCGGUUGUGGCGCAUGCUUGCAGGUGAGGUGCACGAACAAGACUUUGUGCAGACCAGGAGGCACCACAGUUGUUCUAUUUGAUCGUAAUGCCAAUACCCAGACAGAUUUGGUUCUCAGCGACGCGGCAUUUGCAGCCUUGGCGAUGGAGGGCAAGGAUCGUGAGGUUUUGAAACAGGGUAUCGUGGACGUGGAAUACAGAAAGGUACCUUGUAAAUACAAAAGGAACUUAGCUGUGCGUGUGGAAGAAAUUACCAAUAAGCCAAACUUUUUAGCACUAAACUUUUUGUACCAAGGCGGCCAAACAGAGAUAGUCGCUGUUGAAAUAGCUGAGGUUAAUGAUUCAUCUAAUUGGCAAUUCAUGAGCCGAAACUAUGGGGCAGUGUGGUCAACAAAUAAGAUUCCACCUGGGGCAUUGCAACUUCGAUUGAGUGUGAUAGCAGGAUACGAUGAAAAGUGGAUAUGGGCACAAAGAGUUGUGCUUCCUGCUGAUUGGACAAUAGGGACAAUCUAUGACACGGGAGUUCAAAUCACUGAUAUUGCACUGGAAGGUUGUUCUCCAUGCGGCGAUGACCCCUGGACAUGAUGAGACGAAGGAUCUUUACUUUUUUAUCUGGGGUUUUUUGCGUGCUUAGGAAGGAGAAAAAAGUAUAAUUGUUGGGUUUUAAUUUUACAUUCCACCACAUCCGUUACAAUGUUAAUAAUAGUUGGAUGAUGUAGAAGAAUAUGAAGAAGAAAAAUUAUAGACGAUGAAUAUUACUUUUACGUUGUGUCACAUUUCUUACAAUAUCAAUAUGAGUAUGUGCAAGAUGUACAUGCUCUAAUAACAACUAUGUGUGUUUGAUUAA
Messenger RNA from Malania oleifera, 1439 nucleotides. RefSeq names its product expansin-like A2. The record is from RefSeq and is a predicted model, not a curated record. Bases 389 to 1177 code for a protein of 262 amino acids. Gene Ontology annotation, cellular component: plasmodesma; extracellular region; plant-type cell wall. The transcript is spliced from 5 exons. NCBI's taxonomy places the organism in Eukaryota, Viridiplantae, Streptophyta, Magnoliopsida, Santalales, Ximeniaceae.